AUGGUGGCCGACCCUUUCUCAGCAGCUUCGAAACCAUUUAUCCCACCGGACUCAUUUCCUUCACGUCCUCUUCCAUUCGCAGCCACAUUAGAUGACCCAUCUUCCUCCUCAAUAGUACAUAAAUUACCGAAACCCAAGCUCCACAAAGAGGGUGUACCUUCUAGCUUUCCUAGUCCGAUAUACAGCCAUUCAAGGCAAGCUAGUUCUGCAUCCAUCUCUACUACUGCAGGACAGCUGGCGGCUGGAUUAGACUUGCUAGGUCUAAGCAGUCCUGGAGCAGGGAAGGUGCGAGAUAUUGGAAGUGAUGAAUGGAUGAUGGAAAUGGUAGCGAAAUGUGUUGAUGCUGCCAAAGGAGAUCUGAUUAUAACCGGGCAUGGUCUCAUCAACCUGUCAACUAAGAUAUCAGAGCUUCGAGACCUUGUUACACUUCCCAGCUCAUCUUCACCUAAACCACGUUUAUCUCACGGUCCACAUCACUCUCCCUCGAUGAAUCUCCGAUAUCCUGCCGAUCUAUCUUUGUCGCCUGGUGCAAACCAUCUAUCAGCAAAUGCAAGGUCUUUUACGAGAUCCACUUCCGCCCCUGCUUCCUCAUCCUCCUUCUUCAACACACUACAUCAGUCCGCGUACAGCCGUACACCGAGUGGACUUGGAGCUAUAGUCCAAUCUCCGGGCUCACCGACUACGACCGAAGCAAGCGAGGAUGCUGAGGACAGGAGAGCGUUUGGAACACCAAUCGCAAACGGAAACGGAAGAGCGCUGUUAGGCAGUCCUAGCUUACCUACACCUCCUCCAACGGGGCUCGCCUCACCUUCCCUAAGCGAACAGCGUAAAAGAUCUUUUGGGAGGAGUAAGACUGGGGCGGUGAACUUGAUUCAAGGCAAAGCAAUGGAUAUAGGUAUAUAUGCUGGACAAAAUAGUUUGACCAGCUUACCUUCCGCACUGUUCGAAAUAUCAAAUCUUACCGUUCUAAGUCUUCGAGGAAACAAAUUGACGUCUCUGCCAGCUGCUAUUGGAGAACUGAGGCAUCUGAAAGAACUCAACGUGGGAUUGAACCACCUGACUGAGUUGCCAUCUACAAUUCUACAUCUAAAUCUCGACCUUUUUACUGCAUCUCCUAACGAUUUCCCCAAACGACCUUCUCAUGAGGAACGAUUCUCCGAUAUUAUACUAAACUACGACCACCCUGUUACUCGAUUAACGACGAUAUGCAUGAAUAUACUGAUAUCCACAAGACCACCUAAUGACCUUCCACCACUACUCGACAUGUUCGAGUGGGAUCAUCCUAAAAGAGGUGUUCCUCAUCCCCUAUUAGAUUCCGAAGCUAUGCACGAGGUUAUACCCAGCCACUCAGUAUCCGAUCUCGGCCGAGUGCUGCAAACGUUGAGAACGGCCAGUACAACCUACAAGCAUCGUAAAACCUCUGGAGGAAGACGGUCCCUUGACUCUUCGGUUGAUCCUUUCCCAAGACCAUAUAAACCACUACCUCCGGAUGAUGCUUCGACCAACCCAUAUUUCUACCCUUGCCCAUCGCCGCGUCAUCUGGAAAUGAACCUUGACACAACAAGCAGGCCGACCCGCCACUUAUUUCUGCAUCCAGCCGAAGAACGGAUAGAAUGGCGAGAAGUAUGUGGUACGAAAGAUCUGCCUAUCAAAUGGAGAGGAUGUUCCCCUGGUUGUUUGGACUUUCUGGAAAAAGACGAAGAAGAAGAAUGGACAAUGGAUAGCGAAGAAGACUGGUAA
Molecule: messenger RNA, 1740 nt
Organism: Kwoniella shivajii
Lineage: Eukaryota; Fungi; Basidiomycota; Tremellomycetes; Tremellales; Cryptococcaceae
Exons: 4
Coding region: 1-1740 (579 amino acids)
Molecular function (GO): protein binding
Source: RefSeq, a predicted model, not a curated record